AUGUUCCGCUUGCCGUACGAGCGCCACAGGACGCUCUCGCAAGGCUCAGUUGCCGCGGGUCUCCGCGUAGUACACCAUGCGGCUGUCUCGCCGGUCCCACAGGGCCACGACGACAUGGUUGCCCGACUCGAGAACGGCUGGAAGGGGCUACGAGACGUCAAGGGGUUCAAACAAGAGCUUGAGGUCCGCAUCAAGGCGUUCAUCAUGAAGGUCGACAAGAGCAAGAGCAGGCAGUACCGGAACUCGAUUCCAGGCGCGAACGAGCCUUGGAAGGGCGAGAUUCUCUUUCCCCCAAUCAAGAAGGACGGCUCGCCAAAAGAUCCUAUAGCCAUCCUAAACGCCGAGAUCCUGCAGAACGUCGAGUGCAACAACGCCCAGGUCCCCGUCGCGACCAUCCCAGCCGGCAAUACUCGCCACCCCGUCACAAUCAAGCGAAAGGAGGGCAACCCGGACGAAUGGCAUUAUCGGCGGGGCUGGAUGAACGACCGCGGCGGGUUCAGCUUCACCCUCUGGACCCUGCGAUACACAGGACUUGAAGGCGAACGCUUCUUCGAUGUCAUGUUCGCUGAGCGGCACAGCGGCGCGAUGCCCCCAAUCUAUGGCGUCCCUCAGGCAAGACGUUCGGCGCCUCCUCGCCCUACGCCUUCCCGUGACGCUCCCCCAGGCUACACCACGCCUCAAUCUGCGCUCCCUCCUUCCGGGGAACCCCCACCUUACAGCUCCCCACGGCCUUCCCUCGAGAACACGAUCCGCUCUUUCGGCCACCGUCGCGCAUCCUCGGGGCAUUCCGAGACGGAAGCGGGACCGUCCCAGCCCCGAGGACAAAUGCCGGAGCCGCCUUCUCGUCGAGCCUUUUCGUUUGCUCCACACGACAAGUCAAACCCGCACGAGUCGGCGGCCUCGGCAGACGCAGGAGCUAGCUCGAACGUUGAGCAGGCGGUGGAUCGGCGAGUCGCGGGUGUUGCGAAUCGAGGCGACUUCACCGCGAUUCCGCCGGCGUUUGGCGACCGUCGGCAAGACAUGCAUAUGCAGGUUGGCGAGUGGCACGAAGGGGAUAUGGACUUGCUCGAGACGAGGGUCCGCGCUUUCAUCGCGUUCUACACGGUUCGCGUCGCGGGCUACCAGUGGACGUACCGAGGAAAGACCUCGCGUGACCAAGAUGUCUACUUCACAUCAAAGCUCGUCCAUGGUCAGGAGCCAGACUCGGUCCAUCUCGUCGAGAUCACCGCGCACCUCUCCGGCGUGUGGACGCCCAUCAAGCCCGAGAAGCGCGAGGCGACCAGCACAAUCUCGGCCUUCUUCGAUGACAUCGUCAUGCUCGCUUUCGCCUUGCCUGGCGCGACGAUCGCGUCCGAUCCGAGAAGCGCAGAGGACGAGCCUGUUCACUCGUCGCAUCCGAGGGUCGUGAUUCCGGUUCGCCUGUAUGGUGGGUCGAACAAGUACCGCAUUCCCCCCGCUCUGCGUCGCCCGCUCCAGCACGCCUCAGACGACAUCUGGGACUUCUCCUCUCGCAUUGGCCCCCUCCUCCCCGGCUCCGAGAUGCCCCAUCUCCCGCUCCGCACGACCUGGACCAUGAAAUCCGCCGACUCGUCGCGCAAGAGCCCGACCAUUGUCGUUCAUUUCGCCAAGGACCAGAAGCACUUUCCGAUCGCACGGGAGUUGGCUCAGCAAUGGACGACGUUCAGUAUGGGUUCGGGCGUCCUGAAGGGGAGGAAUCGCCGGCGAGAGGAGGAGGAGAGGGCGUUCGAGUAG
Messenger RNA from Rhodotorula toruloides NP11, 1752 nucleotides. RefSeq lists its product as uncharacterized. The transcript is spliced from 6 exons. The record is from RefSeq and is a predicted model, not a curated record. Lineage: Eukaryota; Fungi; Basidiomycota; Microbotryomycetes; Sporidiobolales; Sporidiobolaceae. Bases 1 to 1752 code for a protein of 583 amino acids.